UCCCCGCACAGAAGAAGAAGAACAAGAAGAAGCAGAGCAAACAAAGAGACUUCUGCAGAUUUUCGGGAAAAAUGAAAAAUGUGUGAAAUGCAAACAGAGGUGUGGUGAGGACUGCCUCUUCUUCUUCUGUGUUUGCAGCAGCAGCUUCAUCAUGUCGGAGGAAGCUGCAGGAGCAGAGCGAGGCCCGGAGGAGGAAGAGGAGGAAGGAGGAAGAGGAGGAGGAGAUGAUGGUGAAGAGGGAGGAGGAGGAGGAGGAGGAAGAAAAUGUGCGAUGAAGAACCCCAAAGGUCCUACAUACUGCAUCUGCCAGAAAGCAGACAUCAACUGUUUCAUGAUAGGGUGUGACUGCUGCUCUGAGUGGUUUCAUGGGAAUUGUGUUGGAGUCUCAGAAAAAGCAGCAAAAUCCAUCAGAGUGUGGUACUGCCCGUCCUGCAGAGACAAAGACUCGUCUCUGGAGAUCAAAUACCGUCCGAAGAAAACCAAAGAGAAGGAGAGUGAGGAGAAGCCUGAGGGAGACGGGAGCUCCACCCCUCAGCCCAAGAUUGACAGGAGGCGGGGCUCACAGAUCAAGCGUUCAGCGCGGAUGUGUGGGGAGUGUGAGGCCUGUCUGCGCACGGAGGACUGCGCUCAGUGUGACUUCUGCAAAGACAUGAAGAAGUUCGGAGGUCCGAAUAAAAUCCGACAGAAGUGUCGCCUCCGGCAGUGUGAGGUCCGAGCCCGGAAGAUGCUUCGAGUCAAAGACGAGGAGAUGAAACGGAGCAGCAGGGGGCGGUGCCUAACGAGGAAAGGGGCGGGGCAUUAUACAGAGGAGGAGGAGGAUGAUGAUGAUGAGGAGGAGGAUGACGAUGAUGAUGACGUGGCCUUCAGUGAGAGCGAGCUGGAGCUGUACGAACAGUACAAAGCUGCCGGAUACAGAGACCUGAUGUGGCACAGCGAGGAUGAGGAGGAGGAGCAGUUGGAGUCUCUGAGGAAGAAGGCGGUGAAGGUGAAACACGUGAAGAGACAGGAGAAGAAGCCGGAGAAGAAGGUGGAGAAGAAGCCGGAGAAGAAGGUGGAGAAAAAGGUGGAGAAGAAGGUGGAGAAGAAGGUGGAGAAGAAGAAAACUGUCUCCGCUCCCAAAGAGGAGGUGAAGCCUCGCCGUCACAAAGCGAAGCAGCGCCACAAGGAGCGAGUGCGUCACAGCGAGCGAGGAGGAGAGGGCGGGGCUAAGGAAGUGGGCGGGGCCUUGCGUCAGUGUCUGGGACCAGGAUGUGUCCAAGCAGCGAGGGCCAACUCCAAAUACUGCACCGACGACUGCGGCAUGAAGCUGGCCGCGAAUCGUCUGUAUGAGAUCCUGCCUCAGAGGAUCCAGCAGUGGCAGCAGAGUCCCUGCAUCGCCGAGGAGAUGGGCCGGAGGCAGCUGGAGCGAAUCAGGAAGGAGCAGCAGGCGUCGAGGCUCCGGCUGACAACCAUGGAGAAACGUUUCCACGAACUGGAAGGCAUCAUCGCCAACGCCAAGCAGCAGCAGGUCCUACAGCACGAGGAGGCGACUGAAGGUGACGGCGAUGACACAGACCUUCAGAUCUUCUGUGUUUCCUGCAGUCAGCCCGUCAACCCCAAGGUGGCGCUGAGACACAUGGAGAGAUGCUACGCUAAGUACGAGAGUCAGACAUCUUUUGGAUCCAUGUACCCAACACGAAUAGAGGGGGCGACCCGGUUGUUCUGUGAUGUUUAUAACCCUCAGAGUAAGACGUACUGCAAGCGGCUGCAGGUUCUGUGUCCUGAACACUCCAGAGACCCGAAGAUCCCAGCAGACGAGGUGUGCGGCUGUCCUCUGGUGAAAGACGUGUUCGAGCCGACGGGAGAGUUUUGUCGAGUGUCCAAGAGGAAGUGUAACAAACAUUACUGCUGGGAGAAACUGCGCCGCGCAGAGGUCGACCUUGAGAGAGUCCGAGUGUGGUAUAAGCUGGACGAGCUGUUUGAGCAGGAGAGGAAUCUGAGGACGGCGAUGACGAAUCGAGCCGGUUUAAUGGCUCUGAUGCUGCACCAGACCAUCCAACACGACCCCAUCGCCACAGACCUGCGUUCUGCCAAGGACAGGUAGACAGGUAGACAGACCGGUAGACAGACAGGUAUACAGACAGGUAGACAGAGAGACAGACAGUUAUGAGGACAUAGCUCCCUGGAAAGAUUUCAACUAUUUCUAUCGUGUUUGUAUAUUUCAUCCUGACCUUAUCUCAUUACAAGAAAAUCAUAGGAAUUAUUCAUUUGUAUUUGUAUUUAUUAGUUUAUUCCAAAACACGUUCACUUUAAGCAUUUUUUUUGUAGCCCAUGAUGGAAAGGAGCAGGGAGGAGAAAGUCUUUAUUAUUAUGACAUAAGGAUUUCUUGUAAUUACGAGACAGGGAUUUGAAAUGACAGGAUUUCCUCAUAAUAAGAAAAGACUCUCAUAAUUGUGUGAUUAAAUCUUAAAUUAGGAUUGAAGCAUCACAUGGAUAUUGUCUUUAACACCUUUGUUGAUGUACUCACAGUGUUACAUGAUACCAGUAUUACCUCCUGUACUCCUCUGUUUCUAUACAGUUUUAAUCAUGUUUUAUACUGUUUUAUUCCCUAAAGAACUACACUACCCACAAUGCACUACAGUUCAGUUUUAUGAAAACCAACGUCAACAAUAACAACACAACAUGCAGCUAAAAGUUUGAUAUGUUGUUCUUCUUUUGUCUUAUUUUAUAUUAAAGUGUCAUGUUACAGUUGUUUUUAUAUUUUGUAUUUUUCUCAUCAUGUUGUUUUAUACUGUUUGUUCAUGUUGUUGUAUUCAAACUGAUGUUUCAUUAAAAACUGAUGUUAUGA
Molecule: messenger RNA, 2827 nt
Organism: Trematomus bernacchii (emerald rockcod)
Lineage: Eukaryota; Metazoa; Chordata; Actinopteri; Perciformes; Nototheniidae
Product: CXXC-type zinc finger protein 1-like
Exons: 14
Coding region: 152-2083 (643 amino acids)
Biological process (GO): positive regulation of DNA-templated transcription
Cellular component (GO): Set1C/COMPASS complex
Molecular function (GO): zinc ion binding; DNA binding
Source: RefSeq, a predicted model, not a curated record